Molecule: messenger RNA, 1012 nt
Organism: Hypanus sabinus (Atlantic stingray)
Lineage: Eukaryota; Metazoa; Chordata; Chondrichthyes; Myliobatiformes; Dasyatidae
Product: transmembrane emp24 domain-containing protein 1-like
Exons: 4
Coding region: 52-747 (231 amino acids)
Biological process (GO): endoplasmic reticulum to Golgi vesicle-mediated transport; Golgi organization; intracellular protein transport
Cellular component (GO): endoplasmic reticulum; Golgi apparatus; COPII-coated ER to Golgi transport vesicle
Source: RefSeq, a predicted model, not a curated record
UGCGGAAGUGAGAAGUUUUUUUCUGUGUGUGGAAGUUACAGAGCCUGGGUCAUGGAGCUCGGCGCCGGAUGGAUGCGGAGGCCGGGGAUCGGGGCUGGCGGGCCACUGCUCCUGCUCACCCUGCUGUCCCACUGGCCUGGCGCUGCGGCGACUUUCGGCCAGCCCUCGGACUCGGAGUUUACCUUCGUGCUUCCGCCCGGGAGAGAGGAGUGCUUCUACCAAAGCGCUGCCCACAACAAUACCAUGGAGCUCGAGUACCAGGUGAUUGGAGGAGCGGGCCUUGACGUUGACUUCUCUGUGUUUGGCCCAAAUGGUGAAAACCUGAUCAGAGAAUCCAGGAGGUCUGACGGUGUCCACACCAUCGAACCUACAGUGGAAGGGGAUUAUAAAAUCUGCUUUGACAAUUCCUUCAGCACCAUUUCUGAGAAGGUCAUCUUCUUUGAGGUAAUUUUUGAUGAUGUCCAGGAGGACUGGUCAGAGAUUGUAGAACCCGAGGAGCUGCUGGAUGUUAAGAUUGACGAUAUCAAGGAGGCGAUUGGGAAUAUGAACCACAAGCUGGACAAGAGCGUGCAGAUCCAGGCCGUCCUCCGAGCCUUUGAGGCACGAGAUCGCAACCUGCAGGAGGGCAACUUGGGCAGAGUGAAUUUUUGGUCCGCCGUUAAUCUGGGAGUGAUGUUGGUGGUGUCCUUUGUCCAGGUCUACAUGUUGAAAAGUCUCUUCGAUGACCGGAGAAAAGUCCAAACGUAAUUUAAGAAACUGUAAGUUGAAGCAGAGGUGUGAACUGGUACGGCUGAUUAGAUGCAGCUUAUUCCCUUGGUUUGGGGUAAUGCGUGGUGUAUGCUGGAUUCUUUGGGCAAUUGGGAAACAGGAGGAUGAGGGGAAGAUUGAUGCAAAUUGUACUUAACGGUGGCUGUAAAAAAAAGAUUUACAGAAUACUGAGAAUGUUAAAUAUGUACAUUGAUACCAGUGGGCUUAUUGUUAAUAAAAUAGAGCAGAGGUUCUGGGUGUCAGG